UCGCUGGAUAGCGCUCCUGACCCCUAGAGAUGUGAUCCCGGUAUCGGUAUGCCGAAAUAACCGCGAAAUUUAAAUAUCGAACUCGAAGUGACGUUGAAAUCGCAUAGUGAAUAACUUAGUUAUUUAUGACUGACAUUUAUAACUUCUAUUAAUAAAAACUGUUACAGAGUUUUUAUGACACUGAAAUUUUAGAAUGGUGUUGAUAACGAAGUGUAUGUUGUAGUGUUCAAAACUUUUAAAAGUUUAUUAGUACUGUAAUACGUACUUAGUGCUUGAAGAAUAAUAAUUUAAUUAGAUUUUUCAAACGUUAUUUCGUGGUACACUGAAGAAUUAACUAAGCAAAGUGACGAAGGAAAGGAAUCUGACGAAGGAAAGUGACAGUUUCGUUUCGUGGUGCUGCGAAAGCAACUUCAGCACCGAUGAAGCUUGUCAACCAUGAGUGCUUGGUGUUGCAUCGUGAUCAUGAUGGGCACCAUCAACACGGGCAUUCUAUCACCGGCGCCCAUGAACGCUGAAGUUAAGGAGGCUUAUGAUCGCCAGUACUGGUACGCACAAGCACAGGAGACUCUGCAGAAGCGGCUUCAGUACGCGUCAGAAAAAAAUCCUGUUGCGAAGAACGUGAUACUGGUGGUGGGCGACGGUAUGAGCCUGACCACGGCGACGGCGGCCAGGAUACUCCGUGGUCAGCGACGUGGCCAAUCCGGCGAGGAUACGGACCUCGUGUGGGAUACAUUCCCCGCUGUGGCUCUGGCAAAGACCUACAACAUCGACGCUCAAACAGGCGAAUCCUCUGCUUGCGCCACUGCGCUUCUCUGCGGUGUGAAAGCACGAUACGAGACAUUAGGUCUGGACGCUGGAGGUCGAUUCAAUAGCUGCGCAUCGGCCAUCAAUUCCAAAGUCACCUCGCUUAUUGAUUGGGCGCAUGAAGCAGGAAAGUCCAGCGGUAUCGUGACGACUGCUCGUAUCACACACGCGACGCCGGCAGCGCUGUACGCUCACGCCCCGUCGCGGUACUGGGAGGACGAUAGUCGGGUGCCGCCGACCGUACGGCGGGACUGCAAGGAUAUUGCUCUGCAACUCGUUGAGAACGAACCAGGGAGAAGUAUUAAUGUUAUAAUGGGUGGUGGACGGCGUCAUUUCCUUCCAAACGUAACUCCAGAUCCGGAGCAUCCUAAUCGCGAAGGAAGAAGACUUGACGGAAGAAACUUAGCGGAAGACUGGGCAAGAGAAAAGAAGAGAAGGCGGUUACGGGCGCAGUACAUUCAUACAAGAGAACAACUUGCUAAGUUAGAUCCAAGAACAGUAGAUUAUUUGUUAGGUUUAUUUGAAUACUCUCACAUGGAGUUCAACGCAGAGCGCGGGGCAGUGCUAGACACUGAAGAGGGAUCAGCUGCCAGUACAUCUGUAAAAGCAGAUGACCCAUCGCUUGCAGACAUGACACGAGCUGCCCUUGCGAUACUAACAAAAAACGACAAGGGAUUCUUUCUCCUACUUGAAGGUGGAAGAAUAGACCACGCCCAUCACUACAACAAUCCGUACAGAGCGCUCGACGAGACCUUAGAAUUAGAGACUGCUUUAUUGGCAGCUUUAGAGAAAGUGAAUCCAGCAGAGACUCUUAUAGUGGUCACAGCGGAUCAUGGUCAUGUUAUGACGUUUGGUGGUCAAGCCACUCCAAGAGGACAUCCAAUAUUAGGUGCUGACACAGUAGUAUCAGAUAUUGACGGUCUCCGGUACACGACACUGCUGUAUGGCACUGGGCCAGGUCAUUCUGAGCCUCGUGCUUUGCCAUUAAAUGGGACAUCGACCACCCCUGCUGACGCAGUGCACGCCGCAGCUGUGCCGAGACAGUGGGCGACGCAUGGUGGGGAGGAUGUGCCUAUUUAUGCUUUGGGUCCAAUGGCAACAGUGUUAUUCGCGGGAGUAGUGGAACAAAGUUACAUCCCGCAUGCCAUAGCAUAUGCGGCAUGUCUCGCUCACCAGGCCCGGCGGUGUCAAGAGAAUACUUUUAACUUCACAAAACCUCAGGUGAAAAUACCGAAUUGUGUUCCACCUGAAGUUAGCAGCGUGUCAGCGGCUGAAGAAACAAGAAACGAAGGCUCAAGUGGUAGACGCGUUAUCGUCGCUUCGAGCGUCAUGUCUGACGAGCGUGUUCCGCGGUCGUCCGCCUCGCUUGUCGCUCCGCUUAUGACGUCGCGCUACCUUAUAGUGUUUGCUCUAAGCCUCUUAAGUCACUUAAGUGUUCUUUGGGUCACUGUUGAUAAAUCUGUGUGAUGUCAAACUCAGACGUACUUGUGGGUACCUAAAAUAACCUUUUUGUACAGGGAUCGUUUGUAGAUAUAAAUGGCACUAAAUCACUGUAAAUAUUAUAUUAUGUAUUUGAUAAAAUCUGUAAAUAAAUUACUAUAAUUCA
Messenger RNA from Bicyclus anynana (squinting bush brown), 2410 nucleotides. Its product is annotated as alkaline phosphatase. The record is from RefSeq and is a predicted model, not a curated record. The coding region runs from base 436 to 2271 and encodes 611 amino acids. Gene Ontology annotation, molecular function: alkaline phosphatase activity. The transcript has 12 exons. Gene Ontology annotation, biological process: dephosphorylation. Lineage: Eukaryota; Metazoa; Arthropoda; Insecta; Lepidoptera; Nymphalidae.